Messenger RNA from Camellia sinensis, 642 nucleotides. The record is from RefSeq and is a predicted model, not a curated record. Lineage: Eukaryota; Viridiplantae; Streptophyta; Magnoliopsida; Ericales; Theaceae.
AUGGAUGUUCCUACCAGAUGGAACUCCACUUAUUCAAUGCUUGAAGCUGCAUUAGAUUUGAAAAGUGCAUUCCACCGCUUAGGGCAAAUUGACAAACAAUAUAAGCACAAUCUUUCUGAGGAUGAGUGGAAUAUAGCAAAUGUGAUUUGUGGGUGUUUGAAGAUUUUUUUUGAUGCUACAUCUCACUUUAGUGGUACCACUUUUCCGACUUCAAAUGUGUUUUUUCCUGAUAUUUGUCUUAUUCAACUUGAAAUGAAAAAAUGGAAGCAAAGUGUGUAUGAUUGCAUUCGAUUGAUGGCCGGUCCAAUGAGAGUGAAAUUUCAAAAAUAUUGGGAAGAAUGUUCUUUGGUGUUAGCAAUUGCUGUGGUUCUUGAUCCGAGAUUUAAAAUGGACUUGGUGGAAUACUACUUUGGGCUUAUUUAUGGUGUUGAUGCUAAUAAGCAUAUUCAGAGGGUCCGUAAUGGUUUUGUUGAUCUUUUUUAUGAGUAUAGGAGUGAUUCUUCUGAUUCUAUGAGUUGCAUUGCCCUUGUUUCUGAAAAUAGUAGCUCAAGUGGUAGUCAAUUGCAUAGGUGGAGCAAUACUUGGAGGAGUUGGUGUUUCAAAGUAAUGAGAGCUUCAAUAUUCUACAUUGGUGGAAAGUGA